CGCCUGAAGCGACACAAGUGAGGUGGAUUCUGACUCGGCCGACACAACUUGCCAUCAUCCUGCUUGCCCUUCCAUCUUUGUUUCUGCGCUGUAGUCCCGAGUCGUUUGACACCCUUCACCAAAUUGGCCAGACAACAGCAGCACAAGGUAGCAGCAGCAUGGGAUGGUACGAUGGUGGCGAGGAGCUGCUGGAGGAGGAGCGUAGUGUACGUCUCGGUGAGAAUGCGCUAGUCGCUGGCAUUGCGUUCACCCUGUUCUGGGCCAACUUCGGGUUGUCCUGGUAUAUCUCCAGUCGCCGCAUACCCGAGUUCUCCGGUUUUACUCCAGCACAAAAGGCUGACUGGUGUUCCAGGUGAGUCGCCGGACGCGUCGAGACAGCGAAGGAGGGUUCUCACGCGAAAUGAUUUUUUUUUCGUCGUCUACGACAGGGUGAACUCGACCGUCCAUGCUAUCCUAGUCGUUAUCGGCGUUGCCUACGCGCUGGCGGAUAUCAGCUGGGCCCACGGGUUCAUGCCCAUGUCAUCGCUACGGGCAGCGAGCUUCAUUUUCUCGAUUGCGAUCGGAUAUUUCUUGUGUGACCUGAUCAUUAUUAUCAUCUGGCCAGUGCCAAUGCAAAUGGUAUUUAUCAUCCACCACAUCGUCGCUGUGGUCCCAUACUUCAUCAACAACUUCAUUUCAUGCUGCGCCGCAUGCCAAUUUGGUCUGCUACUGUUCCUGUUGGUUGAGCUAGCGACGCUGCCGCUCAAUGCACGCGGUUUCUUGGAAGCCCGAGACCGCCAGGAUAGAAAAAGUUACAUGCGCUCCAUCUACUCGACGUACAUCGUUUGGAGCUUGUCGCGAACUGUGCUGCCGAUCUUCGUCAUGUACGACUUCUGGGUAUACGCUUACCCUUCAGACCGCAAUCACGAUACGUGCUUCUUCCCCAACCUAGUAAGUGCCCACCUCAUCGCCCUGUUCUGCGUUGGUGUCUUCUUCUUCGUACACACUCCCGAGAUGAUCCGGAUCAGACGCGAGCAUCGACGAGCGAACGGAGCCACGGACUCGUCGGGAGAAGUGGCAAUCAGCACUGAUGAUGCCGACCUGAUCGAGGCGGAAGUGGACGACCUGCCCAGCUCCAAAGCCAAGAAGCCGAGCAGUAUGCGCAGCCUCACCCUGUCGCUGUCUAGACCUAAGGAGCCCAUCACAGACGAUUCUUACGACGAUAUAGAGCUCGGCGUCAUGCCCCGAAGUGCUCGUGGGCGAGCUUCCUUGAAGACUUGAUGACUCUCUAGCUGGAUUUUAGCAGUGUACCCUAUGUUUAGAGCGUAUAACCCAAUUUUUAAAAUGUAACCAUCGAGUUUACCAGUGGUAAUUCAAAGUGUAACCAAAUAUUAAGGAC
Messenger RNA from Phytophthora nicotianae INRA-310, 1378 nucleotides. RefSeq lists its product as hypothetical. Gene Ontology annotation, cellular component: membrane; endoplasmic reticulum. Bases 511 to 1260 code for a protein of 249 amino acids. Lineage: Eukaryota; Oomycota; Peronosporomycetes; Peronosporales; Peronosporaceae. The transcript is spliced from 4 exons. Gene Ontology annotation, biological process: lipid homeostasis. The record is from RefSeq and is a predicted model, not a curated record.